CACCAUACUCCCUACAACUGGUAUGCUGGACUAUGGCAGCUACGGUCGAGAUAAUCAGCUCCGCAAAUGACUGCUGGCCGCUCACUCUGCGCUCAUCCAAAGAGUUCGCUCGUCACAGCAAGCGCACCGGCGCCAACUCCAAUCUCUGCACAUUCCUGCUGAUGAUCUCCUACAACUACCACUACUCGACUCUCCGCCGAGUUCCGCAUUGGACGAUCACGAUGUUAUUCCUGCCUUUGCUCCGGCUGUAGUGACGCCUCCAAUGCGAAUGGAUCUGCCGCCUGCCAAGCGUGCACGCGUUGCUCGGUACAAGAACUAUGUCCCUGAGGAGGAGACUAUUCGCAACGACUAUUCGCAGAGAUACGUCGAUGGUGGGGAGUGGCCGCAGAACUGGGUGUUGGGAUCUGAACCUGAGCACCGGUUCGAGGAGUGCGUGUGUCGGCGUGGCUUUCUGACUUCCUUCUUGACUUUCCGCUCAGGUAUCCAAAGCAGCAACGCCUUUUGUCAUUGAAGAAGGCGUCGGUCAACAAUCAUUCCGUGGCACCGACUUAUCUACCUUUCUCUGCCUACACACUGUGCAUCCGGCCAAAUUCGACGUGAUUCUUAUCGACCCUCCGUUCUCUUCAUCGUUCUCGUGGGACGAUCUUCAGAAUCUACCUAUCUCAUCACUGGCGGCGGAUCCUAGUUUCGUCUUUUUGUGGGUCGGAAGUGGUGCUGGAGAGGCUUUGGAAAUGGGGCGGGAGGUCCUGGCCAAGUGGGGUUAUCGACGCUGUGAGGAUGUAGUUUGGGUCAAGACCAAUAAAACGACAAAUAACGGCCCAGGUACCGAUCCUCCGACCACCUCUCUUCUCACACGAACGAAGCAGCAUUGUCUGAUUGGCAUUCGUGGCACAGUGCGGCGCUCGACGGAUAGUUGGUUCGUUCACUGUAAUGUGGACACCGACGUGAUCUUCUGGGAAGGGGACGACGCCGAUCCUACUCGGAAACCUCCAGAGAUGUACAGCCUGAUCGAAAACUUUUGCCUUGGAACGCGGAGACUGGAGCUCUUCGGGCGAGCACCAACAUCCUUGCGCCGAGGAUGGGUAACUGCCUUGGCUUCCGGGCAGGAGUCACGUUUGGGGCUGGACCCGGAUGGGACGGGCACUGUCUAUUCCGAGGAAGGAGCGGUCGCCCGGCCAUGGAAUCUCGAGUCAUGGGAUGCGGACAUCAAGGUCCUUGCAGCUGGGGGGCGCAUGGUUGUUCCUACCACAUCUGAGAUAGACGCCCUGCGGCCCAAGUCACCUGUGAGACCCGGCUCCCUCCAGGCGCAGGCAAAUCACGUCCCGGGUGCGAAUGUGGGGCCGCGCUUUGCUGCGGUGAACCGGGCUGGAUUCGUGCCGAAUCCGAUGGGCCAAAUGCCCCAGAUGAUGAUGGGGAUACCGAUGAAUGGGAUGGGCAUGCUGGGUGGCGCGGAAGGGAUGAUGCACGGUCAGUGGCCGGGAAUGAUGGCUAUGCCCGGUGCAGGAAUGGGUUUGAAUGCCGGCGGGAUGGGCAUCAAUAACGGUGUGAUGGCACUGAACGGGGCCGGAAUGGGCUCCAACGGGAUGUUGGGUCAAAUGGGCAUGGGGAUGGCAUAUAAUCCUGCGUUCAACGGCGCUGGCUGGGCGGACCAGCAAUAUGGCAUGGAAGGUGCUUGGGGUGAUGGAUCAUGGGGGACCAAUGGUCAGGGGCAGGGCGGCUAUUAGCAUUCAUCUCCAACGUAGUGUAUCUGGCAUCGCUUCUCGUGGCUCACAUACAUAAGUAAUCUCAGUUCAAAUCU
Molecule: messenger RNA, 1798 nt
Organism: Mycena citricolor
Lineage: Eukaryota; Fungi; Basidiomycota; Agaricomycetes; Agaricales; Mycenaceae
Source: the annotation of a GenBank genome assembly